AUGGCCCGAAUCCCUCUGGCCAACUACCUCUUCACUCGUCUGCGUCAACAAGGCGUGCACGCUGUCACUGGCGUGCCCGGCGACUUCACUCUCAAAGCCCUUGACCAUUUGUCAGCCGCUGGGGUGCGAUGGAUCGGCUCCUGCCACGAGUUAAAUGCUGGAUACGCCGCGGACGGCUACGCUCGCGUGCGUGGACUUGCGGCGUUUUGCACCACCUAUGGCGUUGGCGAGCUUUCUGCUAUCAACGCCGUGGCCGGGUCGUUCGCGGAAUCCGUCUCUUUGGUGCACAUCGUCGGUACCCCCCGGCGAAAUUUACAGCGUGCCUGCGCCAAUGUGCAUCAUACCCUCGGGGACGGUCGACCUAGGGUAUUUGCUGAGAUGCACGAGAAAGUCACCGUCGCCCAGGCGAAUCUCGUCGAUGACACCACGGCGCCGGAGAUGAUCGACGACACACUCGAGACUUGUCUUCGACGCAGCAAGCCCGUCUAUAUCGAGUUGCCAUGCGACAUGGUCUCCAAGGAAGUGUCGAGUGCGCGACUGAGCGAACCUCUGAGACCGGAGACUACAAUCGAAGAAGCGCAGGAAGAGAAGCACGCCGACGCUAUCCUGACGAAACUCUACGCCGCGAAACAACCUCUCCUCCUGGUUGACAGCGGUGACGGCGUUCGCCAGCUCCAGACCGAGAUCCACGCGUUUGUUGAAAAGUCUGGGAUCCCUACGCUCUCUAUGCCCUCCGGCAACGGCAUGAUCAGCCAUGGUCUGAGAAACUACUACGGCGUCCAUUCCGGUCCGGUGGGCCAGAUUGAUACCAUGCCUUUCGUACAGGCAGCCGAUCUGGUCCUGGCAUUCGGGCCCAUGUUCUCCGACACACAGACUCUGGGGUGGAAAGUCGUCCCGGACACAAACAAGACCAUCAUACUGGGAAAGGAGUUCAUGCGUGACCCGUCACAUGGUGGAAAACGAGACCCGAUCAAUCUGAAUAGUCUAUUGGGAAAACUCACGCGGAAACUCGACCGGUCCAAAAUCCAGCUCUCUGACGUAUCGUCGUUGGGUGAUUUCCGCACCGUCCAACCCCCUGCUUUUACCGGUCCGAACAUCAAUCUCGACGCUCCCAUCGACCAGACGUCAUUCUACCUCCGACUCAGCGCAUAUUUGGAGCCCAACGACAUGGUACUCCUAGGCAACGCCACACCCAUCCUCGGGGGCCGUGACCUCGUCCUUCCCCAUGACGCCCAAAUCAUCGCGUCCGGCCAAUGGUUCUCAAUCGGCCACAUGCUCCCUGCCGCCCUGGGCGUGAGUCUCGCGCAACAAACGACCACAAGGAAAGGGAGGGGGAGGACGAUCCUUCUCGAUGGCGACGGCAGUUUCCAAGUGACCGCGCAGGAACUCGGAACGGCGAUCCGAUACCGCCUCCCUCUGACGGUGUUCGUGAUAAAUAACCAGGGAUACGCGUACGAGCGACAAAUACACGGCAUGCACGCAGAUUACAAUGACCUGGCGCCCUGGCGGUACGGGGAGGUGGCCAGGGCGUUUGGUGCGCCGGAGUCGAAGCCCAACGAAGACUCUGACCCGUAUCCUGUGCAGACCUAUGCGGUAUCUACAUGGAGAGAUCUCGACAAGGUGCUGGCGGACGCGAAUUUCGGUGACGGGAGAGGAUUGAAGCUCGUUGAUGUACGGAUGGGCAUCCACGAUGUGCCGGAGAAGUUUAGGGUGGUAUUCCAGAGGGCUGGUGACCAGUUGGGGUGA
This is a messenger RNA of Rhinocladiella mackenziei CBS 650.93, 1746 nucleotides long. RefSeq lists its product as uncharacterized. Gene Ontology annotation, molecular function: magnesium ion binding; carboxy-lyase activity; thiamine pyrophosphate binding. The transcript has a single exon. The record is from RefSeq and is a predicted model, not a curated record. NCBI's taxonomy places the organism in Eukaryota, Fungi, Ascomycota, Eurotiomycetes, Chaetothyriales, Herpotrichiellaceae. The coding region runs from base 1 to 1746 and encodes 581 amino acids.